This is a messenger RNA of Closterium sp. Naga37s-1, 1389 nucleotides long. Lineage: Eukaryota; Viridiplantae; Streptophyta; Zygnematophyceae; Desmidiales; Closteriaceae. The record is from the annotation of a GenBank genome assembly.
AUGGUGAUUGCUGGGCCGACCGAUUAUUCGCCAAUGAGCGCUCGCGCUGUGUCGGCGCCGGCGUCUCGGCCUGGCGACGGUGGUCGCCAGGCUCCUGUGCUGUCGGCGCCUCUUCCCGUCGCGCCGCCUGUCCCUCUCGCUGCGCCAACUGCUGCGUCUGCUCCGCUUGGCGCUCUUCGAGCUGUCGACCCCGCUGCUCCGUCUGCGGCCGCCGAGUGGGCGAUUGUUGAUGGCGGCGUGCCGGCCCAGUCGGUGGGGUCCGCCACCACUGACGUCCUGGGCCAGCCGGCGCUUCCCGCCGCUCUGGCUCCCCCGUCUGCACCGUCUCCGGCGCUGGUGCCUCCUCUGCCUGUGCUGGCGGGAUCUGCUCCUGCACCGCCGGUGGCUGCGCCUCCCGCGCCUCCUGUGGCUGCACCUCUCGCACCGCCUGUGGCUGCUCCUCUCGCGCCGCCUGAAGCUGUUCCCCUUGCACCGCCUGUGGCUGCUCCGCCUGCGGCGGGUCUGUCCGCGCCGCCCGUGGCUGUUCCCAUUGCUCCGCCGGUGGCAAAUCCCCCUGUGCUGUCUGCACAGCUUCCGCCGUCUCCUGGCCGUCGUCAGCAGCGGCCUCAAUCCCCCGCGCGGCAGGACGAGCGCGAGACGUCCUGGCGCCGCCACAAUUCCCCUCGUCGCCGUGGUUCCCAGGCGAACUGGGCAGCGCAACGCGGCGGCCGAGGCGGCUGGUGGGGGCCGCGUCAGCGGGGUGGCGGCUGGGGGUAUGACCAGUCGGUAACAAUGGCUGACCUGCAGCGCGCGGUAUCUGCUGCUGUGCGCGAGGAGCGGAACGGGCAGGCGAGCCAGAGCAACUCCCCGCGUGUUGCUCAGACCCCAAUGCCAUGGGUACCCCCUGUGGCGGGGGUUGAGUUUUUGACCGCGGCAGGUGGGCCCGUGACUGUGCAAUAUCCGUCCCUGCUGCCUGUGGAUCCCCCUCCCCCGUCCGUAGGUGCGGCGCACCCGUUCCAGGCGCUGCUGUGGCCUCAGCGCACGGUUGCGGUUCCGGAGGUGACCCUUGGUCAGAUCUGGCGCCUCUCGGAGGCUCUGCGGGUCGUACAUCUGGUGCAGGUGUAUGGUCACGCCGCCCUUUCCCAGGGCGACUCACUGGUGGGCGGCCCUCGGGACGAUUGUCUCGCGGUGGCUGAUCGUCUCGCCGAGCUGCUGGCGCCCGUGUUGGCUGCGCCCGCGCGGGGUGGGCUUGCGGGGGUCGGGCCGCUGGGUUCGGCCAUGCGUGGGCUGCGCCGCCUGUUGCAUGCAGGGACUGGAUCCGGGGCGAUCGCCGCAGGCACGGUGCUGGUGCCUGAGCUGCAUCGCACGAUGUCGGGGCUGCUUGCUGUGUAUGACGCGGAUCAGAUGUAG